Messenger RNA from Chelmon rostratus (copperband butterflyfish), 1872 nucleotides. It is a transcript of the gene mfsd2al2, whose product is annotated as major facilitator superfamily domain containing 2a-like 2. The record is from RefSeq and is a predicted model, not a curated record. Gene Ontology annotation, cellular component: membrane. The transcript has 15 exons. NCBI's taxonomy places the organism in Eukaryota, Metazoa, Chordata, Actinopteri, Chaetodontiformes, Chaetodontidae. Gene Ontology annotation, biological process: carbohydrate transport. Gene Ontology annotation, molecular function: symporter activity. Bases 1 to 1872 code for a protein of 623 amino acids.
AUGGGAUCUGAGCAUGAGGUCAAACUGCAGGGAGGUGAAGAACAGGAUCGACGGGAUCAGCAGCUUUCAGUUGAGAUUCCUCUGGCCAGGAAGAUGUGCUAUGCUGUGGGUGGGGUCCCAUAUCAGAUUACCACAGUAGCUAUGGGUGUUUCCCUGCAGAUUUUUCUUCUGGAUGUUGUGCAGAUGGAGGCCUCCUAUGUGUCCAUGAUUUUAUUUGUGAGUCGGGCUUGGGAUGCUGUGACGGACCCUCUGGUUGGAUAUCUGGUGGGCCGCAGUAACUGGACACCCAUCGGCAAACUCACUCCAUGGCUGGUGCUUUCCACUCCGUUUGGCGUCCUGUCCUAUCUGCUGCUGUGGUUUGUGCCGAGGGGCUCGAUGUCUGCGGCUGGCAGCGUGCUGUGGUUCCUCACAGCAACCUGCCUGUUCGAGACCCUCAUGAGUUGCUACAACGUUCCCUACCUCUCCCUCAACAUGUUCCUGGGGGGAGAUCACAGAGACAGAGACUCUGCCACAGCCUACAGAAUGAGCGUGGAGAUGGUGGCGAUGCUGCUGGCUUCUGUAAUUCAGGGUCAAGUUGUAGCUGUGUACAACACAGAAAAGGAGGAGGCCUGUCAGCACGUGGACCACGAAACACCUCAGAGCACAUCUUCACCACAGAACGCGUCCCUUCAGGAAACGCAAAAGGCUUUCCUGACCUCAGCUCUGGUCAUGGGUGCCGUGUUUUUCCUCUGCAGCCUGGUUCUCUUCCUCGGGGUGACGGAGCAGCGGGCUCCUCUCUGCUCUGAUGACAAGGUGCGACCGUCUUACCUGACCUCUUUGAGGAUGCUGAUGUGCCACAUUCCUUACCAACGCCUGGUGCUUGGCUUUGUGUUCAGCAUACUUGCAUUUCAGAUGUCCUUGGGUAAUUUUGCACUCUUUUGCAGUCAUGCAGCUGGGCUGGGAGCCCAGUUCCAGCACCUCCUGCUGGCUCUACUGGGUUCAGCCUCAGUAGCAGUUCCUCUGUGGCAAACAGUUCUUCUGAGAGUCGGAAAAAAGGCCACAGUUUUCAUCGGGCUUUCACUCUACAUCCCAGCAGUGAUUAUAGUCGCCUGUGUUCCCAGUAACCUGCCAGUCUUCAUGACUAUGUGCAUUUUGAUGGGCUUCAGCGGGGCGACCAUAUUCUUGCUACCCUGGUCUAUGCUCCCAGAUGUGGUGGACGACUUUGCCAGGAGACAUCCGUCCUGCAAAGACCUGGAGCCUCUGUUUUUCUCCUGCUACGCCUUCUGCAGUAAGCUGGCAGGAGGCCUGUCAGUUGGGAUCUCAACCAUGGCGCUACAGUUUGUGGGCUACAGAGCGGGUGCAUGUAACCAUGGUGACGGAGUGGUGACGGCUCUGAUCGUGCUGUUCUCGCCAGUUCCCAUCGCACUUUUGCUGAUAGGGAUGGCCUUUUUUCGCUCCUACCCAAUCAACGAGAGGCAAUCUGUGCAGCUCCAGGAGCAGCUGACCACAGUUCACCCAGGAGCUACAUCAUCCUCAUCAAACCAAGGAGAAAACUCAGAGAGGCCUCAGCCCUGCGAUGGUGUGACAUCAGCUUCACAUUAUAACACAAAGACCAACAAGUUGUACAAGUCAGAUUCCUCACCAGGUUGUUACAGUCAUGAAAACAAAUGCUCAGUCCAGUCUGUCCAUACAAAUGUAUCUAAGAGCCCCUCUGGAGCAUACAGCAGACCUGAAUCAGCUGUUCCUUCAAAUGUAAAUCUAAAGCGUCACAAGCGGAGACUCAGCCCGUACCAGCACUCAGGAGACGAUAACCAGGGCAGGAAGUUUCCCCAGAAUAUUCCUGAGUCUUCCUCUAGCAGCUCAAAUGUGAAAUCCAAAGUGUCAUGGGUGUAG